Bombina bombina (fire-bellied toad) is the source of this 1449-nucleotide messenger RNA. It is a transcript of the gene CLNS1A, whose product is annotated as chloride nucleotide-sensitive channel 1A. The transcript is spliced from 7 exons. Gene Ontology annotation, cellular component: methylosome; cytosol; pICln-Sm protein complex. The record is from RefSeq and is a predicted model, not a curated record. Bases 118 to 855 code for a protein of 245 amino acids. Gene Ontology annotation, biological process: chloride transport; spliceosomal snRNP assembly; mRNA cis splicing, via spliceosome. NCBI's taxonomy places the organism in Eukaryota, Metazoa, Chordata, Amphibia, Anura, Bombinatoridae.
UAAGCGGGCUGGUGGUGGUGUGUACGAUCUCGCGUGGCGUGCAGUUUCUCGUACGUUCAAGCACGUUUAGUGUUCGUAGCCGCAUAGUCUCUCAGUAGUAACCAUUUACGUUCUCCAAUGAGCCCUAGUUUGUUAAACAGUUUCGCGCCGCCUGAAAAUGGGGUCCGGCGGCUGCAGACAGAUACUGAAGCGGUGCUUAACGGAGAGAACCUGGGCCUGGGCACCUUAUACAUCGCGGAGAGUCGUCUCUCGUGGCUAAAUGGAGCUGGACUGGGGUUCUCGUUGGAAUAUCCAUCGAUCGGUUUACAUGCCAUUUCUAAGGACACGGCUGCUUAUCCAGAGGAACAUCUAUAUGUUAUGGUGAAUGCCAAACUGGGAGAUAAUGAAGAAAAAGAAACAAUUGCUGAGGACGAAGGUGUAGAAGAUGAUGAGGAGAGCGAUGACGAUGAUGAGCAGGCGAUAACAGAAAUACGUUUUGUUCCAACUGAGAAAUCAGCUUUAGGGGAAAUGUUUUCAGCUAUGUGCGACUGCCAAGCUCUCCACCCAGACCCUGAGGAUGAAGAUUCUGAUGAUGAUGAUUUUGAAGGAGAAGAGUACGAUGUUGAGGCAUAUGAACAAGGGCAGGGCGAUAUCUCAACAUUUUACACCUAUGAAGAAGGGCUGUCACAUUUAACCCCCGAAGGCCAGGCCACUCUCGAGAGGUUUGAGAACAUGCUCGCCAACUCGGUUAGUGGUCAGCACACCAUGGCUGGGGUCCGAACAGAAGGCUCUGCACUGGAUUAUGAAGAUGGGAUGGAUGUGGAAGCUGCUCCGCCAGUAGCAGGACAGUUUGAAGAUGCAGAUGUUGAUCACUGACCUACUUAGUGGUGUUUCCGGUGACAGAUGUGGAUGCCUUUUGACCAAGUUAAACUUACAUGUACUGUGCAACAUCUUGUAAAAGAACAAUGCAACUUAAAUUUUUAAUAGACUUUGUCCUUUUGUUUCAUAUUAGUCAUUCCAACAUCAACUCACAAUUCACAAUGUCCUGGUUCCAGAUAAUCUCCCCCUCAGCAAUCUGUCAACUGAUUGUAGAUCCUAUUAACUCUACUGCCACCUCUAGCCGUUAUGAAGUUAAAUUAUUUAAAAGAUGUUUACACCAUUAAUAUCUCUUCCCUUCCAGCAUUUCAUCAUGAAUUUGCAGUGUUCUAGAUUUGUACUAGAAUACUUAGUCUUCAGUUUAAUUGACAAUGCUUAGUGUUUUCAAUUACUUGGUUUAUAUUAGUUGAGGGGAAAAAAUUACUACUUGCUUUGUUUCAAGCAGUUUAAGCCAUUACAAUGUGUUUUUCUGUUAGCCGUUUUAGAUGAAAAAGAAGUCUGGAACGAAAAACUAAAACGCUGUUCUAAAAUAUAACGGUAUUUGUAACCGUUCUUAAUGUUAAAUAAAAAUAGGUUUUGUAUCUAACAGUGUAA